This is a messenger RNA of Anguilla rostrata (American eel), 2831 nucleotides long. RefSeq names its product ADP-ribosylation factor-binding protein GGA3-like. Lineage: Eukaryota; Metazoa; Chordata; Actinopteri; Anguilliformes; Anguillidae. Bases 108 to 1949 code for a protein of 613 amino acids. Gene Ontology annotation, molecular function: phosphatidylinositol binding; small GTPase binding; ubiquitin binding. The record is from RefSeq and is a predicted model, not a curated record. Gene Ontology annotation, cellular component: trans-Golgi network. The transcript has 17 exons. Gene Ontology annotation, biological process: protein localization to cell surface; intracellular protein transport; Golgi to plasma membrane transport.
UCAGAUGCCAGUCAAAUGGGAGUCACAUGCUCUAACCAGAGGCUGCCUCUGAAGUCAACACAAGACGCAGUGUAGUUUUAGUAUGGUUACCGUGAACUGAUGAGGACAUGGCGGCUAGCGAAGAGGGGGAAACUUUAGAAUCUUGGCUGAAUAAAGCUACAGACCCUAGUAACCCGGCUGAUCGAUGGGAUUGUAUUCAGGGAUUCUAUGAACAGGUUAACAAGGAGCUUGAAGGGCCACAAAUUGCGAUGCGCCUUCUUGCUCACAAGAUCCAGUCACCCCAGGAGAAGGAGGCCUUGCAGGCACUAACAGUGUUAGAAGCCUGCAUGAACAAUUGUGGCAAGCGAUUUCACAGUGAGGCUGGAAAGUUCCGCUUCCUGAAUGAAAUGAUCAAAGUGUUGUCACCAAAGUAUUUAGGCAUGUGGACCACAGCUGAGGUCAAACAAAAGGUGACAGAGGUCCUAUACAGCUGGACUCAGUGGCUUAAAGAUGAGGUUAAGAUCCAGGAAGCCUACUCCAUGCUAAAGAAACAAGGUAUUAUAAAGAAAGACCCCAAGUUACCCGAGAAUGUGGUAAUGCCGCCUCUGUCUCCGAGAACAGGGGAGUCUGUGUUUGAUGAUGAAGAGAAAUCAAAGUUACUGGCAAGACUCUUGAAAAGCAGACACCCUGAUGAUCUUCAGGCAGCCAACAGGCUUAUCAAGAACACCAUGAAGGAAGAGCAAGAGAAGAUGGAGAAGGUGUCCAAACGCAUUACUACCAUGGAGGAGGUUGAGAGAAACACCAAGCACCUGAAAGAGCUGCUGGAGAAUCACAGGAGGGGUGAAUCUUCCGAAGAACAGUUAGAGGAGAUGAGGAAUCUUUAUGAGCAAUGUGACAAACUGCGUCCCACUCUCUUCCGCUUUGCCAGUGACACGGUGGACGAUGAUGACGCAUUAGCUGAAAUUCUCCAAGCAAACGAUAAACUAACGUUGGUUGUCAAUUUGUACCAAGAGAUGUUCGGAAACAGUGAUGUCAAUGGAAACAGCCGAAGCGAUCACUGCAAAAGCAAAGGUCCUGAAAGUCCCAAGGAGAUAAAGAGCUACCAUCUGAUAGAUCUGUCAGUGCUGGAUUCUACAUUGACAGACAGCACCAGUCCACCUAGAACUACACACAGCAGCUCUCUGUCUCUGCUGGACGAGGAGCUCAUGUCACUAGGACUAAAUGAUCCAUCUCUGACAGAAACCCAGAAGAGUUCGGGAAAACACUGUGAUGAACUGAGUCAGCUUUGGAAUGAAGGUAGCUCAGGCAUCCUGGGGCAGAAUACUGCGUUCACAGGGAAGGUGGAAAAGAGGGGAGAGGGAAGCAUAUUGAAAGCCCGGGGGUCUGGUGGGGACUCCGACUCUUCUCCCACAGGCUCUAUCACACUCUCAGCACAGCACAGCUGGCCAGUUCACCAGCCCAGGUCUGUUUUGAGUGACCUUCAGAAUCAGCCAGUCAAUUCCCCAACAAAAUCCAGCGCCCCAGCUGCCGAAAGAUCCUUAUCAGAUGUAUUUGUUUCUUUGGAAUCUAUAAAGCCAAGUAACACUGCUCCCAUCGUGGCCUAUGACAAAAGUGGAAUUCGUGUGAUGCUGCACUUUGCCAAAGAUAGUCCCGUUGGGCGACCUGAUGUAGCCGUCUUGGUGGUCUCCAUGCUGAGCACCUCCCCCAUCCCUGUUAGAGAUGUGGUGUUCCAGGCAGCAGUACCAAAGAGUAUGAGGGUGAAGCUGCAGUCAGCCACUGGGUCAGAACUGCCGGCCUACAACCCCAUCGUGCCCCCUGCAGUCAUCUCCCAAAUUCUGCUUCUGUCCAACCCUCUCAGAGAGAAGGUGCGUUUACGAUACAAGCUAACAUUCACCCAUGGAGAGCAGAAGACCAGUGAGCAGGGUGACAUAGAAAACUUCCCUGAUAUGAGCUCUUGGACCAGCUGGUGACCCCCCUCCAGAGCAAAGAACUUGGGGUCAAUGGAGAGAUGCAGUGGCCACUGCAGAGAUAAUGCAUUCUCAGAUUGUGAGAAGUGUUACCAAUGCAUUACAAUCAAAUUGAUAUGUCAUUAUAUUGAUAUAGUUGGAGUCAUAGCAAAUAAUUGCAGCAUUUUUUCAGUCUUUAUUUUUUGAGCCCUUCAAAACCAUGGAGUCUCAUGUUGUUGGCAGUUUUGCUGCCAAAGAGCACCAAACAACAAUCGAUUGACCCACUGCUGUUACAGGGAUACUGUGAUCUCUUCACCUCAGAUACAUCUGUUUGAAUAACAGAUUAAUGAAAGUGUGGUAGACAUUAUGAUUCCUUAAAAAGGCUUUAUGAAUGAUUCAGUUUUUUGGUGAUAAAGAGAACGUGGUACGAAUAGAUGCAAAAUGAGUUUGUUUAUUUUGAAUGUAAUAUUGAGCUUUUUUGGGCACUGGUUUGUCUGGUCAUGAACAUACCAGAACUAUUAUGUGCCAUUAUAGUGCCAUUAUACAUUACGUACCUGAUGACAAGGAUUUUCUAUGCAAUGGAUCAUGGUGAUGAGAUGCUUAACUUGCAGUCUUUUGUUUCAGAAACAUGGUACGAUACAUUUCUUUCACUUGUCCUUAUAAAUCAGGUAAAAACCCUGCAUAAAUAGUUGAUCCCGAGAACCAGGACUUUGAAAGAUGUGUGCUACGUGCCAAUGACAUGUUUGCUUCCAUUAAGACAUGCCUGCAUUACGUAUUUUAGAUAAUUUAUUAUUGUUAAAGUUGUGUCAUGUGGCUUUAUUGAAAAAUAAAAGUUCCAAAGCAAAAAUGUGAAAAAUUCUUGAAAUGAUGUAGGUCAAUAAAAUGUUUGCUCAAGCUGCCUUUGAA